AUGCCGAUUUUCAUCAGUCAAUGUGAUGCCAUAGCACAUGGAUCUGAUGCUAAUAAAGCUGUAGAAGCCAGGGGACUUUACCAGCAGAUCAGAUCAUUUACAUUUCUCACAACACUUGUGGUUUUUGAUAAAAUCUUAUCAAUCACCAAGGGCAUUUCUGAUGAACUCCAAUCACAAAAUGUUGAUUUGGCAUGUGCUGCUAGCUUAGUUACUGCUUGUGAGGGUAGUUUAGAGGCCUUUCGAUCAGAUCAGAUGUGGGAAAAGCUGUUCAAGUAUGUAUCUGAUAUAUGUGAGCGACAUGACAUUGAAAUUGGAAAGUCUUUGUAUCCACAAAGGAAGAGAAGACCGCCAAGACAGCUGGAUGAUUCUAUAGUGUAUGAGUCAUCUGGUUCUAGAAGUGUACCAGAUUGCAGUAGUCAACUUAAAGUUGAGCUUUUUUUCCCUGUAGUUGAUGCUUUCUUAGUUGAACUGAGAAAGAGGUUUGAUGACAAGAAUAUUAGCAUCAUGAAAGGAAUCCAGGCUUGUCAUCCUCAUUCUAAAUCGUUCUUUUCAUUUUCUGAACUGAAACCACUAGCUGAUGUGUACAACUUGACUGCUUCACAGACUCUGGAGAGUGAACUAGAGGUGGCACGCCGCUUAUUCAUUGACAAAGAGAACUUUACCAAAACAAAUGAUGUAUUCCUUCGAUUAUACCAACUUCGAGAUGCAUUUCCAACUCUCUCUAACUUGGUAAAGAUCGCAAUGACCAUAGCUGUUUCAACUGCUAGUUGUGAAAGGUCUUUCUCUGCACUCAAGCGAAUAAAGACCUACAUUAGAUCUACAAUGGGAGACCAACGUUUGAGUGAUCUAGGUAUCCUUUGUAUUGAAAGAGAUCACUCUAAAAACAUUCCAUUUGAUCAUGUCUUGGAACAGUUCGUGAACAAGGAUCAAAACAGAAGAAUCACGCUAUCUUAA
Molecule: messenger RNA, 954 nt
Organism: Amphimedon queenslandica
Lineage: Eukaryota; Metazoa; Porifera; Demospongiae; Haplosclerida; Niphatidae
Product: zinc finger MYM-type protein 1-like
Exons: 2
Coding region: 1-954 (317 amino acids)
Molecular function (GO): protein dimerization activity
Source: RefSeq, a predicted model, not a curated record